AUGCAUCAUUUAAAUAAUUCAAUUGAUGAAUCAAGUCGUCUAAAACAAUUUGCAUGGGAACAAUGGGACAAUCAAGUUAUUGCUGUUAUUUUUCGACCUGGUCAUUAUGGUCUUGAUCGUUAUGUACUUAAACGUUAUGUUGAACAAGUUUUAUAUCAAUCAGAACGAUGGAAACAUUUAUCACCUUAUUUUUCAAGUAUUUCAUCAUUAGUUCGUUCAUAUUCUUUAACAUCAAAUGAAAUUGAACUCAUACGACGAAUUCUUGAUUAUCAUCUUAAUGAUAGAUUUCAUUUACGUAUUACACAAACAAAUGAUCAAUUAAUUAAUUAUGAAGAUUUACUUGAUUUUAUAUCUCAUCUUCAAGAAUUAUAUGAUAAAAAUUCAAAUUUUUAUCCUAUAAUCAAUGGAAAAAUACCAUCAAUACCAACUAUUCAUUCAUCAUAUAAUUUACCAUCAUUAACAAAAUCUAUUAUUUCUUCUCUAGUACAAUCAAAAAUAAAUCCGGUGAAAUCUUCUUCAAUUAUCAUUCCAUCUAUAUCACAAUCAAAUAAAACUGAAGAAUCUAAAAUACAAAUUAAAUCAAAUCAAUCCAAUAUUUCUAUUCCAUCUGAAUAUUGUUCAAUAUCAUUAAAUAAUGCUAAAAUUGAUGGUAAUGGUUGGAUACAAAUAAAUAAUGUUUAUUUACCAUUUAUAAUAAAAAAUCAUCAACGUUUUGUACCAUAUCAAGUACUUGUAUCAUGUAAAAUUCUUGAAGUUAAUGAAUUACGAACAACAUUAAUACAUGCUACAUCAAUAGAUAUAACAUUAAUUAAUACAAUGAUACGUGAUUGUAAAAUAAAUAAUGAACAAAUACAUGAAAAUGCUUUAUUAAUUAAUGUUUAUUAUGUUCUUAUUGGUACAAAAAAUAUUAUUUAUGUUAAAAUUUUACCAAAAGAUAAUCCAAUAUCAAAAAUAAAUCGUCAAUAUAAAAAUGUUUUAUCUUUACAUGGUGGUUCAUUAUAUAUAAAAAAUUUUUUAAUACCAUUUGUUUGUUCAAGUCAACAUUCAUAUAUACCAUUAAAUAAUAUAUUAAAUAUUUAUCCAAAUUUACAAAUAAAAUUAAAAAAUUUUGCACGUGUACCACAUACAAAUGAAUUAGAUUAUUUACAACUUGUACAAAUGUAUUAUAAUGAAGAAAAUUUAUUAUCAUUAGAUACAUUACUUAUUAAUAUGAAAGAUUUAUAUCAUACAGAAAUUAUUCUAUCAAAAACUAUGACAUUAAUUGAAUAUCAAAUAAAUGAAAAAAAUAAAUUUGAACAAAAAUUAAAUUUAAUUAAUAAUUUUUCAAUAAAUAAACGAAAAAAUCAAGAUUUAUUUGAAGAUAAACAAUUAAAACAAAAAUUUAAAACAUUAAAUCAAUCUACAUCUACAUUUAUUUGUCCAUCAACUAUACAAUCGAUAACAUCAUCUUCAAAUAAACAAAAUCAUUGGAUUUCAUCGAAUAAUCAACAUCCGACAAGAACUCAUUGGCAAUAG
Messenger RNA from Rotaria sordida, 1515 nucleotides. The record is from the annotation of a GenBank genome assembly. Lineage: Eukaryota; Metazoa; Rotifera; Eurotatoria; Philodinida; Philodinidae.